Zophobas morio is the source of this 2268-nucleotide messenger RNA. It is a transcript of the gene Son, whose product is annotated as protein Son. The transcript is spliced from 6 exons. Gene Ontology annotation, molecular function: RNA binding. The record is from RefSeq and is a predicted model, not a curated record. Gene Ontology annotation, biological process: regulation of mRNA splicing, via spliceosome; regulation of cell cycle. Bases 100 to 2202 code for a protein of 700 amino acids. NCBI's taxonomy places the organism in Eukaryota, Metazoa, Arthropoda, Insecta, Coleoptera, Tenebrionidae.
ACACAAGUUGAGAUUUGACAUUUGUGCGAGUAUACAUUUCAAACACUUUCCUAUUAUUAUUUCCAGGAUUUCACACGUUUUCUAAUAAUUUACAAAAACAUGCCUUCCGAGGAACAAAAGCCCGUUGUUGACACCCCAGUGAAAUCUUCCAUGGAAAUCCUAUCCGAGCUCUUCAACAGUUUCGACGCUGAACCUCCUUUGAUAAUCAAAAAGGAAAAAUCCGACUCGCCCAAAAAAAGCAAAAAGAGCAAGAAGAAGCAUAAACACAAAGAGAAAAAACACAAGAAGAAAGAAAAGAAGAAAAAACGGGAGAACAGCGUUUCGAGCGAAAGAUCUGAGAUUGAUUUGGCUGAAAUAUUGAUCAAACAGGAGAAAGAAUCGUCCGAGAAGAAAAUCAAAAUUGAGGGGACGGAUAUUAGUUUUAAUCUUGCUAGUAUAAAGAAGGAGGGAGAGGAAAAGAGUGACAAGGAGAAAAGUGAGAAGAAAGAUAGGACGAAAGAUGGUUUGGAGAAGAAUCUUGAAGAGGGAGAGGUGGACUCAGGAGAUGACAAAAAGCAUAAAAAGCGGAAGCAUAAAGCUGAUCACGAUAAGAAUAAAAAGAAGAAGAAGGAGGAGCGGUCGAAACAGAGUGAGGAGAGGGAGCUCCAGUUGAAAAUUAAUGACUUGAGGAAUAAAAUUAAGGGGAAUCAGAGAAGUAGGAGCGUGGAGCGGCGAAGUCGGAGUAGGGAGAAGAGGAGUAGGAGUAGGGACAAACGUAGUAGAAGCAGAGAUGAAGAUUUUUAUCGGAAGAGUGACAAGAGUAGGGAACCUAGAGCAAGAGAUAGGGAUAAGUACAAAGAUUAUGACCAUAAAAGUAAAAGAAAAGACAACUCUUUUUACAAAGAUGAAGAUAUAUGGAGACACAGGAGUCACCACGAGAGGGAGAGGCGCCACCGAGACCGCUCCUCAUCAAGGGAUUCUUCACACAUAGAUAAGAAAAAACUCUUAGAAAUAGCUAGAAAGAACGCCAUUCAGAUGAUGAAAUCUGGCAGCUUACCGGGGGCAUUAACUUUAGGUCCUCAGGCUCAAGAAAAAGUCAUUGCUGCUAUUAGAGCAGGAGGAAAGACGAUAGAAGAACUAACAGAUUUUUGUAAAACCUUGUCAAAGAAGGAGGAAUUAGGGGAACUCUCUAGUAACACAGAAAAUGGAAGUGAUAGUGAUACUGAUAAACCCUUCCAUCACCCUUUCCAGAUCAAAGAUCGGCCUACUUCUAUAACAAUGAAUAUUAAAAAUUCCGUACCUUUGCCUAUUAAAUCAACGCAAGAAAGAACUAGCGAGUUACGCCUUCAGUUUCCAGUUAGUAGUGGUCAAUUACAUCGAAAGUCUGAAAAUGAGUGGGUGCCCGUUUCACCCAAAAAACCCCCAGAACCAGUUCCACCACCCAAAGUUGCUGAAACACCAGCUGCACCAGAACCUGUGCCUCCUGUGGUUCCUGUGGCUCCUAGUGCACCUCCAGGACCACAAAUCUUUCCACAACCUAUAGAAGCGUCAGUGGAUAUAGGUUCAAUUGUUUCUCAAAGACUGACUGCCAUAAGGAAGCUCCAAGAAAAUCCCAAUGACGUGCAGGCGCUAACCCAGAUGUACAAAUCCAACCAAGAGAUGCAAUCCUGGGCUCAGAGUAAGCAGCAGCCUGGCCAGUUCACAGGCACCACUGGAGCUCAGGUUCUUUCUCAAGCGGAACUGUCCUCAGGUUACCAAGCCUGGGCGAAAAAGGACCAACUCACCGCUGCUACCCCCGUCUCGGGAGGGAUGGGCAUGCAUCUGCUCCAGAAGAUGGGGUGGAAGCCGGGAGAAGGGCUGGGCAAGGAGAAAACGGGAGCGCUGGAGCCGCUGCUGCUGGAGGUUAAGCUGGAUAAGAAGGGGCUAGUGGCCAACGAAGAGCAGAAGAAGAAGAAGAAACAAGGACCGACGCAGUGGAGCAAUUAUGCGAUACAGAAUAAGCACCCGGUGUCGCUGCUGGGGGAGUACGCGUCGAAGAAGAAGUUGGGGGCGCCGCAGUACACGCUGUGCUUCGAAUGCGGGCCAGACCACAAGAAGAACUUCCUCUUUAAGGUCGUCCUGAACGGAGUGGAGUACAAACCCAACGUCGCAAGUCCUAACAAAAAGGAAGCUAAAGCCGCAGCUGCCACGGUUUGUUUGCAACAUCUAGGACUCCUCCAAUAGGUCGUUGCCAUGUAUAUAAGUCACUAGUAUUUACAAAAUAAAUUUAUCAUCUCAAAUUAAAUACAA